Marmota flaviventris (yellow-bellied marmot) is the source of this 3488-nucleotide messenger RNA. RefSeq names its product golgi reassembly stacking protein 1 (gene Gorasp1). The record is from RefSeq and is a predicted model, not a curated record. Gene Ontology annotation, cellular component: Golgi apparatus. Gene Ontology annotation, biological process: Golgi organization. Gene Ontology annotation, molecular function: protein binding. Lineage: Eukaryota; Metazoa; Chordata; Mammalia; Rodentia; Sciuridae.
CCGGGAGAGCGUUUGCAGCUUGGGGAAGCGCCCCAGUGGUGAAACCCUGUGGAAAGGCGGGUCGGUGAGGCAGGGACUGAGGAUGGGCUUUAGGUGCCAGGAAGUCUGGACGAAUGGGCUUUAGGUGCCCCUGCAAGGAAAUUUGGACGAAUGGGCUUUACGUGCCCCUGCAAGAAAGUCCGGACGAGCAGGCUGCAGGACAGUGGAGAUGGAGAGGAGUUCCUAGCCUGACUGUGGAGGUGGGGAGAAGAGCCUGCAGCCAAAUGGGCUCUAAUGUAGGUGCAGGAGAACUCGCCGGCCCAGCAGGCGGGCCUGGAGCCUUACUUUGACUUCAUCAUCACCAUUGGGCACUCGCGGCUGAACAAGGAGAAUGACACGCUGAAGGCGCUGUUGAAAGCCAAUGUGGAAAAGCCCGUGAAGUUGGAGGUGUUCAACAUGAAGACCAUGAAGGUGCGCGAGGUAGAAGUGGUGCCCAGCAACAUGUGGGGCGGACAGGGCCUGCUGGGCGCCAGCGUUCGCUUCUGCAGCUUUCGCAGGGCCAGUGAGCACGUGUGGCACGUGCUGGAUGUGGAACCCUCUUCACCUGCUGCUCUUGCUGGCCUGCGCCCUUACACAGACUAUGUGGUUGGCUCAGACCAGAUCCUCCAGGAGUCCGAAGACUUCUUUUCUCUCAUCGAGUCCCAUGAGGGGAAGCCCUUGAAGCUGAUGGUUUAUAACUCCGAGUCUGACUCCUGCCGGGAGGUGACUGUAACUCCCAACGCAGCCUGGGGUGGAGAGGGCAGUCUAGGGUGUGGCAUCGGCUAUGGGUAUCUACACCGGAUCCCCACCCAGCCCUCCAGCCACAAGACGCCACCUGUUGUUCCAACACCUGGCACCCCACUGCCCGGCACCCCACCACCUGGUGCCCCACUUCCUCGCGCCUCGAUGCCUGGCACCCCACCACCUGGCGCCCCACCACCUGGUGCCCCACCACCCGGUGCCCUGUCACCUGAUGCCCCGCUACCUGAUGCCCCACCACCUAUUGUCCUGCCACCUGGUGCCCCGCUACCUGAUGCCUCACAACCUGGUGCCCCAUCACCUGGGCCCACCCCUCAGGAUUCUUCUGGCCUGGACCUAGGUUCCAGGCAGAAUGACUACAUGGAGGCCAUGCUACAAGUACCUGGCUCCCUCAUGGAUGGACAGCUCCCCAGGUCUGGAAGUCCCAGCCACAGUGCUCCAGACUUUGGGGGACUUCCACAUUCCAUGGAGAUUUCUCUUCAGCCUCCACCUCCAGUGCAGCGAGUCAUGGAUCCAGGUUUCCUGGAUGUGUCAGGCAUUUCCCUCCUGGAUGGUAGCAAUGCCAGUGUGUGGCCCAGCCUGUCCUCCUCCACAGCGCCGACUACCAUAGCCAACUCAAAUGUAGGACCAGAGGAUGUUGGUUCCAGCAGCAAUUCUCAUGAGCAGGGUGGUGAGGCCACAUGGUCUGGGUCAGAGUUUGAAGUCUCCUUCCUGGAUAGUCCGGGUGUCCAGGCCCAGCCAGACCACCUGCCUCAGCUGACUCUUCCCGACAGCCUCACCUCUGCAGCCUCGCCAGAAGAUGGGCUGUCUGCUGAGCUGCUAGAAGCUCAGGCUGAGGAGGAGCCUGCAGUCACAGAGAGCGCAGACUUCAGGGCAGAGGCUGAGAAGCCAGCCAGCCAGGCCCAGAUAUCUUCCCCAGAAUUACAACCAGGGCUGUGAUAAGGUCUCUGAUGAUAUUUCAUGAGGUCCAGAUGUGGGCAAGCAGCCCAGCUCCAUGCCUGACUCUAGCCUUGUGUGUUCCACUUUCUAGGCUGCAGUUCCAAGUGAUGUGCAGGGACCUCUGUUGGCAGGGUUUUGUGUCUUCUUUGAGCCUCCUUGGGGUCUUUAGGAGAUGACCUUGAAGCACUUACACUGUGUGAUGGUCCUGGCUUGGAAACUUUCAAGCAAAUACUUUUGGGGUGUUAGAGGGCUGGGAGCAACACUCCAGCUUAAUGUUUUCCAGGAGCUGUGAUGGUAAAGGAGGGGAUUCUUUGCUGCUUUGGAGGGACAUGAAAGCUGACUUGGUAGUGAGAGAACGCCAUGCACCCUCAGGACCAGUGCCUGUUCUGGUCACUCGGGUUACCCAGGAGGCAGCAGGGUCUAGACAUGUUCCAGUAUGAGGUCAGGUGAGGGAGGAAGGGGUUGUUUCAGUUGUUGCCUGAUGCUUUGUAGGGCUUGCCUUGAUCCUGCCUGCACAGCCCGGCUAGCCCAUCUGUACUGAAAGGGACCCAAGCCCAGGACUCCACCCUGCCAGUCACAAUCACUGAUGACUCCCUCAUGUGCCCUCAUGCACUACAGUGCAACAUUUGGCUCAGGCUGGCUGGUGUGCCCCACCGCUGGAGGAGAGAGGCAGUGCACUUGCCUCUCUUUUAGUGAGGGUUUGAAUAUUCUAGGCUCUUCCGCAGAGACCCAGCUAUACCUGCACCACAUUUGUUCUUCCCCAGGGCCUGCAUGCCACACAUCUAGUAUUCUAGUGGCAACUCCUGUCGGCUCCCAGACUUACGCAAUGAUCUCUGAUAUUCAAAGCAUCCAGCCCUAAUGAUGAAUAAAAGUUGCAAAUUAAGCUCACUGUCCUAUGUAAACUCUCAGUCAGUCCACCUCACUAGGUCUCUUCAACACCUAAAGCUCCAUCCCAAGAGUCAAUCAGGGGCCUAGAAAGGCCCUUCUGUCCUUUUCUGUAGUAUGUGGGAACAGUUUUCUCCACCCCCUGGUGCCUUUGUAGGCUAAGACUAGGUUAGGUCUACCCUGCUCAGCUCCUGCAGAAGGGGAUGGCUCUAUCCAGGGAUAGCCUCUCAUCAACUGAAAUCCUCUGAUGCUCUGACCCAAGGCCCUCACUCCCGACGCUAAUUACUUCCUUGACAAUUACCGUGAAAGCUGCCUAUGGCCUUGUCUUCUAGCCUUUAUCUCGUUUCUAGAGUUUCGCUAUUGCAGUUCCAUUUGUAUAAUGUGUGUAGGAUGGUGAACACAGGAAAUUCAGUUCUGUCAGGCCUACGGGACAAGGACUGGGGAGCAUAGACCAAAUUAUAUGGAGGAACUAGGGCCCCAAAUUAGCAAAAGUUUCAAGCACUGUGACUACAUUUAAAGCCAACCCUUGUCAAGCCUACCAGAGCAGCUGAUAAGUCUGCAGAACAGUGAGGCAUUGUGUCCUGGACUGUCUGGGAGCCCAGUGUCAGUCUGUAGGAAUGCAGGAAGUAGAACAGAACCGCCACAGGACUGUCUCGGGGCCAGCUUUCCUUAGCUCUGUAGCCUGGCAGUCUGACCCACAGUUGCUCUCACUGGAAGGUUAUAGCUCCUCCUCCCCUCUCCUUUCUCUUCCCGUCUAAACUGGGGGAUAAAAUGGUAUCAGUGCUAAUGAUUUCCAGGGUGAACAUGAAACCAGAAGUUUCCUUCUCUGUAAUUUGCUAUGAAGGAAAACGCAAGUGAAAAAAAUAAAUAUGUACUACACCUUGAAA